UGUGAUUGGGGAUGGACGGAUAGACCGGGCUGUGCCGCCACUGCUAGGAGAGCGCGCACACACAUACAUGCACACACAUACGUAUACACACCCACACACACUCCAGAGGGUAGUGUGUGAGCCAGCCAGUCAGUCAGUGUGAGUGUGUAAGCCAUGUUGGAUGUGAAUGAACGGGAGGAGAGAUGCUGCUGCCGCGCCGCUCCUAACGCUCAGACCUCCAGCUCCACGGACCAUAGCGGGUAGAUGCCAACUCUCCAGGCCGACGGAGAGACGGGGGAGCCUGGGGGAAGGUGUCGGGCGGUGCCGGCGGUCCUGGAACUGGCCACCUAGCCGGAACGAGGGAGAGAGAGAGAGAAGUAACGGGGAGAAGGGAAGACGCACUCGAGAGAGAAAGAGAGAGAAUAGGCACAAGUGGAAGAGGGAGAAAGGAGGGAGAUACAGAGAAAGGAAGAGACUAAAUGGCUGUACCGCUACCGGGCUUCACCCCGCUCCUGCUCUCGUCUCUGGCACUCCACCUGCUUCUCCUCGGCCCUUUGUUUGCUCUCGCCCCGGGGACGGUGAAUACAGGAGGGGCUUCCAACCGCUGGAUCCCGGGCCUCUGUUACCGAGACGCCGGUAAAGUGAGCCAGAAGCAACAGCAGCAGCGCGAGGAAGCAGGGGAGUUGCCGAGGGACAGCUGUAAUCUACGCCCUAGCAGGUGGCCCGUAGAGCGGAUACAGACUGAGGGAUGCUCUGGAGUGCAGCGCGCAGAGGGGACGCUGGGAAGAUAUCACCAGGAUGGGGCGAGGGGGACACGGAAGGAGGGACUGAAAGGAGUCGGGACGUUUUGGAGGAGUGGAAACGGCCCUCCGGCACCAUCAUCACCUCCACCUUCUCUCCACCCAGGUAUUAGGAGCAGGUCGAGCUCUGAUGGCGUCGGCGCAGGAGAGGGAGUGGAGAGAGGGGGGAUUACGAGGAAGGGCGUUGUUUCUCCUCCCGCUUCACCUGCUUUCACCUCCUCGCCGGUUCAAAACGGCAAGAAACGGGCAGUACAAAGGACUAGAGCGUUUGCGCAACGGUGGCCGGCGUCGAGGCCACACCUCGCCAAACGUGGCGCCGCUAGAGCCUUUGUGCACGCCUCUGGCCUGUGCAGGGCACCCGGAAGUGGAGAGAUGAGAGGGGGAGAGGUGCGGGAGAGGGUUCGUGAGGUGAGGAGGCUUUUUGCUACAUGGUGCUCUCUGACACCCGAGUAUCUCUCCUGCUCAAGCCCCGACAAACAAGCCCUCUCCCCGACCAACAACCCCUCACCUGGCCCCUUGCCAACCGGUUGCUCUUGUUGCAUUCAUCCUAUUUCUGGAUACAAUUCACCACACAGCGAGGCUUCAAACUACACCUUUAAAUGUCACCCCCGUUACAACAGCAAUUCAGACUGUAACCAGGGAUCGAAAUUGGACAUUUGUCAUUUUUCAACUUGUAAUUCCUCCCAGACCGGCUACACAGAUACAAUUCAGCCACAUCCAGUUUACAGGAACAGCAACAAAAACAAGGCUUGGGAUGCUGAUGGGAGCUCAGCCAACGUGGACAGGGGGGCUGGUAAUUGUUCUCAUUUGGGAAGGCACAAUAUUAUCGAUCCCAGCAGCAACAUAGAGGGGGGUGAUGAUAGCUGUUUGACAGAGUGCAGUGAGAGGGGGGCGAGGAGUGGGGGAGAUGAGGAAGAAGGAAAGGAAGCGUGCAGAUGUAGCGCACUGGCCGUGAUUAACCCCAGUACCUGGGCGCACUUAGAUUGUUGUGGACCUCCUGCCCGUGAGGUGAAAGUAAGGUAUUACCACGCCAGAAUUCUGGAUAAGAGGAGAGUGUGGGAUGAGAGGAAAGAGGGGAAAGAUGGACGAGGAGGAGAGGUGAAACAAGGCAACAAACACAUUAAUGUAUCUAAUUAUCUGGAUAGUGAUUUGGCUUUUCCGAUUCUGACGCGCCUAUGUAGGGCUGAUAAUGAGCUUCCGCAGGGGAAAUCAGCACCAUCAAACAGGGGGCAGAGCAGCCAAACCCGGGGAGAAAGCGAGGAGGUUCCCGGUGGUUGCUUUGGUUGUUUGGACAGAAUAGAAAUGGGGGAUGGAUAUUUAGCUGGGUUUAUGGUCCCGGAGGGAGUCAUAGUUCAGAGGAAUAUCCCCAUCCAAUUUUCCUCCAGCAGCAUCACAAAGACGCCCAGCCAACAUUUUCCAUCCAGCAAAAGCGCAAUUCCCGAAAUUACAUCAAAAUAUUCUGGCCUGGUGCUCAAUACGCCCCCUCAAACACAAACAGGCGAUUAUGCAGAAAGUGGAAAAGUAUCCAAAUCGCUCCGUCUAUUUGCUGAAAAAGUAAACGCAACUUCAGAGACAGAAUCUGCCGGUGACUCAGUCUUUUCCUCGCCUGCGAAGUUUCUUGUUAAAUUUCCCGGUUUUGUGUCAGCCACGUCUCGCUCUGCAACAGCAAUCAAAGCACGUGCUGUCACUCAGCCUGAUGACACCCCAGCAGAACACCUCUCGUUUUUCUCAGAAAUUAACCUGACCACAUGGCAGGAUGACUCUGCACGUUCGCUUCACUUAACCUCUGUGGACAUGGUUUCAGCACGACGGACAGCUCCCCCAGACUCUCAGCGCGUGUUCAUGUGGAUCAAAUUCAACAGCAACAGCAAUAACAACAACGAAGAGGAGGGGAGCAAGGAGACAAAUGGUUAUAGUCGUGAAUCUAAAAUAGAAAAAUCGCCGUGGCAUGGUCAGACACAGCAACCAGACCUGUGGGAGACCGCACUGCGAGAGAUGGUCAAGGCAGGGUGCGCUGACAGCAUUUACACCGACUGUACAGCCACCGAGCAGGGGGACCAACAUAUGCAAUUAAAACCCGGUAAGCAAGUGCCAUUAGAGCCCGAAGGUGUCAGACAGUCAGAUAGGCGGCAGAUGGGGGCCGAGGGAGAAAGGGAGAGGGAUGCAAAAAGGGAGGGAGAGGGCUUGGAGGGGUCCGCUGCUGUUGCUGCCGUUGUUGGGGGAGGAAAAUUACAGGUGGGGGAUGGCGAGAGAGAGGCGCGGCUGAUGGGAGGGAGAGAACCAGAGGGAGAGGAGAAAGAGGAGAGGGAAAAGAGAAUAACAAAGGCAGGCCAGGCAGAGGAGAGAGAGGCAGAGGGAGGGAAGGGUCAGGAUAGGGGCAGUAGCACCACCACCAUCACACAGCCAGAUAGCGAAAUAGGGAAGAAAGAGAGCCAGGCAGAUGAAAGCCAUGAGGUUGGAGAGGGGGAUGAGAGGGAGGUGGAAGGGGAGGAGGAGAGGCACAGUACAAGGGGAGAGAGGAGCCUGGAACGACUGAUAAUAGUAGCAGAUGAUGAAAUCUCACAGGGAGAAAGGGGGAGGAAGAUUUUGAUGCCUUGGCCUCGCUCUCGACGUGCAGCCAACAGACAUCCCCAUUUCUCCCAGUACAACUUCCAAGUACAAGUAGCUGAGAACCAGCCACCCGGCACCUCAGUCAUUAUCAUGUCCGCUUCAGACCCAGAUGCAGGAGAUGCAGGCAGGGUGAGUUACACCAUGGCUCCGCUGAUGAACAGUCGAUCCUCUGACUACUUCCACAUCCACCCAGACACAGGUCUCAUCACCUCCACUCAGAUUCUAGACAGAGAACACAUGGAUUUGCAUUACUUCCGGGUCACGGCGACCGAUCAUGGCUCCUCUCGCCUCUCUGGCACCACAAUGGUGGCCAUUACUGUUUCAGACCGUAAUGAUCAUUCUCCUAUAUUUGAGCAGACAGAGUACAGGGAGACGAUCAGGGAGAACGUAGAGGAGGGGUAUCCCAUCUUACAGCUGAGAGCGACAGACUUAGACUCCCCAUCCAAUGCCAAUAUCCGUUACCGCUUUGUCGGUGACACGGCUGCAAUAGCAAGAGCGGCCUUUGAGAUUGACCCACGCUCUGGCCUCAUUACAACCCGUGGAUCGGUGGACCGGGAAACCAACGAGCACUACACUUUACAGGUGGAGGCCAGUGACCAGGGGAAGGAACCGGGGCCACGCUCCGCUACUGUUGAAGUUUUCAUUACCAUCCUGGAUGAAAAUGACAAUGUGCCACAGUUCAGUGAAAAGCGCUAUGUGGUAGCAGUGAAGGAGGAUGUACGGCCUCACUCUGAGAUCCUCCGUGUGAGUGCCACAGACCUGGACAAGGACAGUAACGCUGCUGUUCACUAUAAUAUCAUCAGUGGUAACAGCCGUGGACAGUUUUCCAUCGACAGUGUCACUGGGGAGAUCCAUGUUGUGGCACCACUAGACUAUGAGGCAGAACGGGAGUAUACGCUCCGUGUUCGUGCACAGGACAAUGGCCGCCCACCUCUCUCCAACAACACCGGUAUUGUCAGUGUACAGGUGACGGAUGUCAACGACAACCCACCAAUCUUUGUGUCCACACCAUUCCAGGCGUCUGUGCUUGAGAGCGCCCCAGUUGGUAGUUCCAUCCUCCACAUUCAGGCCAUUGAUACCGAUUCCGGUGAUAACGCCCGCCUGGAGUACAGGUUAACUGGCACCGGUUCUGACACACCAUUCAUUAUCAAUUCUGCAACCGGCUGGGUCACUGUGAGCUCCAUUCUUGACCGAGAAUCUGUGGAACACUAUUUCUUUGGCGUGGAGGCCAGGGAUUAUGGCAUGCCGCCUCUUUCUGCUACGGCAAGUGUUACAAUUACAGUGAUGGACGUUAAUGACAACCGCCCUGAGUUCCUCCAAAAGGAGUACUAUUCUCGCCUGAAUGAGGACGCUGUGGUUGGUACCAGCGUAGUGACUGUCACGGCUGUGGACCGGGAUGUCAACAGUGCGGUGACCUAUCAGAUUACAGGAGGAAACACCAGAAACCGCUUUGCCAUCAGCACAGCAGGAGGGGCUGGACUUCUCACAUUAGCUCUCCCAUUGGACUACAAACAGGAGCGGCGUUACGUUCUAACAGUCACUGCCUCAGACCGCACACUCCACGACACCUGUCAGGUGCACAUCAACAUCACAGAUGCCAACACGCAUCGGCCUGUAUUCCAGAGUGCCCACUACUCAGUCAGCGUGAAUGAGGACCGACCACCCGGAAGCACUGUAGUUGUAAUCAGUGCCACGGAUGAUGAUGUUGGUGAAAAUGCUCGAAUCACAUACUUCCUCGAGGACAAUAUCCCACAAUUCCGCAUCGACACCGCCACAGGGGCUAUAACACUGCAGGCAGAGCUCGACUAUGAGGACCAGAUGACCUACACUUUGGCUAUAACAGCUAAAGACAACGGCAUACCACAGAAAUCAGACACUACAUAUGUUGAGGUUAAUGUGAAUGAUGUGAACGACAACGCACCUCAGUUCCUCAGCCCCAGAUAUCAGGGAACAGUAAGCGAAGACGCCCCUCCCUUUACUAGUGUCCUCCAAAUCUCAGCCACUGACCGUGAUGCACACGCAAAUGGUCGUGUUCAGUACACCUUCCAAAAUGGUGAGGAUGGGGAUGGAGACUUUACCAUUGAGCCUACAUCUGGCAUCGUCCGAACCGUUCGGCGGUUGGACCGUGAGAGUGUGCCAUUCUAUGAGCUCACGGCUUAUGCCGUAGAUCGCGGCGUGCCCCCUCAGCGAACCCCCGUCCACAUCCAGGUGACAGUCCUGGAUGUGAACGACAAUGCCCCUGUCUUCCCUGCGGAUGACUUUGAAGUUCUAGUGAAGGAAAACAGCGCAGUGGGCUCUGUGGUAGCCCAGAUCACAGCCACUGACCCAGAUGAAGGCGCCAACGCUCAGAUCAUGUACCAAAUCGUGGAGGGCAACAUCCCUGAGAUCUUUCAGAUGGACAUCUUUUCAGGGGAACUCACUUCACUUAUUGAUCUUGACUAUGAGGCCCGCAAUGAGUAUGUCAUCGUAGUCCAGGCCACGUCAGCACCUCUUGUCAGCCGGGCCACUGCCCGGAUCCGAUUGGUGGACCAGAACGACAACCGGCCCACUCUGCAGGACUUCCAAAUCAUAUUCAACAACUUUGUGUCCAAUCGGUCCAACAGUUUCCCCAGCGGGGUAAUUGGGAAGGUACCCGCCCACGACCCUGAUGUGUCAGACAGACUGUACUACACCAUCGACCGAGGGAACGAGCUUCACCUGCUGCUCCUGAAUCACACCAGUGGAGAGAUCCGACUGAGCCGAAAACUGGAUAACAACAGGCCGCUGGUGGCUCCCAUGCUGAUCACUGUCACAGAUGGCGUCCACAGCAUUUCAGCCCAGUGUGUUCUCCGCGUCCUCAUCAUCACAGAGGACAUGCUGGGCAGCAGUGUCACUGUCCGCCUCCAGAACAUGUCCCAGGAGCACUUCCUGUCACCACUGCUGGGUAACUUCCUGGAAGGCGUGUCAGCAGUGCUCUCUGUGCCUGUCGAGGAUGUUUUCAUCUUCAAUAUCCAGCCAGAUCUGGACGCUGCGCCGGGAGGGAUCCUGAAUGUCAGCUUCUCUGCUGCGUUGCCCGGCGGACUCUUCUUCCCCUCUGAGACCCUGGAGGAACAGCUGUACCUGAACAGGCCGAGGCUGACGUCACUGACACAGAUGGAGGUUCUCCCGUUCGACGACAAUGUGUGUCUGCGUGAGCCAUGCCAGAACUACAUGAAGUGCAUCUCAGUGCUGCGCUUCAACAGCUCUGCCCCCUUCAUCUCCUCGCCCUCCAUCUUGUUCCGGCCCAUCCACCCUAUCGCAGGCCUACGCUGCCGCUGCCCAGUUGGCUUCACGGGUGAUUACUGUGAGACGGAGAUCAACCUGUGUUACUCCAACCCCUGCCUGAACGGAGGGGUUUGCGCCCGCAGAGAAGGAGGGUACACCUGCAUCUGCCGUGAAGAUUAUACUGGUGACCGGUGUGAGUUUGACCGGCGGCAGGGCAGGUGUGUGCCAGGUGUGUGUCGUAAUGGAGGGACGUGUCGGGAGCUUUCAGGUGGUGGUUUCCGCUGUGAGUGUCCUGCAGGAGGCUAUGAGCGUCCAUACUGCACAGUCACUGCCCGGUCCUUCCCACCAAAGUCCUUCGCCAUGUUUCGGGGCCUCAGACAGAGAUUUCACCUGUCCAUCUCGUUAACUUUUGCCACUCUGGAGAACAGUGGUCUUCUCUUCUAUAAUGGACGCUUCAAUGAGAAACACGACUUCAUCGCCUUGGAGAUCCAAGAAGGACAAGUUGUGCUCAAAUAUUCCACAGGUGAAUCGUCCACUCAGGUGAGUCCCUUCCUGCCUGGCGGUGUGAGCGAUGGCAACUGGCAUACUGUUCACAUCCACUACUACAACAAGCCAGCUACACGCUAUCCCAAGCGCAGUAUGAGCGGUGAGGCCCAGGGUCCGUCAGAUGAGAAGAUUGCUGUGGUGAGCGUUGACGACUGUGAUACAGCAUUGUCGCUUCGCUUCGGUACACAGCUCGGAAAUUACAGCUGCGCUGCGCAGGGAAAACAGGCCAGCAGCAAGAAGUCUCUGGACCUGACUGGUCCGUUGUUUCUGGGCGGAGUUCCCAACGUACCAGACAACUUCCCGUUUGGCACCAGGGAGUUUAUCGGCUGUAUGAAGGAGCUGCACAUUGACAACAAGCCCCUGGACUUGGCUGGGUUUAUUGCUAACAAUGGAACGCUACCCGGCUGCAGUGCCAAGCUUCCCUUCUGUAAGUCCAACCCCUGUCAGAACGGAGGAACCUGCAGUGUGAGCUGGGAGACUUUCUCCUGCGACUGUCCCCUAGGGUACGGAGGAAAGGACUGCAGCCACGUGAUGCCACACCCCCAUCGCUUUCUGGGUAACAGCGCCCUCUGGUGGGACCUGAAGAACGACGUAACCAUCUCCACGCCCUGGUAUCUCGGCCUGGUGUUCAGGACCAGAGCGCGAGAGGGGACGCUGCUGCAGGCUCAGGCGGGCCAGUACACUAGCCUGCUGUUCCAGGUCAUAAAUGGUCAGCUUGUGUUCUCUGUGACCCGGGGUUCGACCAGACCGGUGCGUUUGCGAUUGGAUCAGGUUCAGGUGGCAGACGGCCGGUGGCAUGACCUCCAACUGGAGCUGCGAGACGUUCGUAGCGGCCGUGAGACACGCUAUGUUGCCACACUACGGCUUGACUUCGGACUUUAUCAGGGAACAGUGAUAGUGGGAAAUGAGAUUCAUGGUUUGAAGGUGAAACAUCUGCAUGUGGGAGGAGUGCUGGGCUCUGGAGAGGUUCAAAACGGGAUAAAAGGAUGCAUACAGGGCGUUCGGUUGGGUGUACGGCCUGACACCCCUCCCCUGCCACGCCCGUCAAGAGCUGUCAAAGUAGAGACCGGCUGUAAUGUUGGCAACCCCUGCGUCUCGUCUCCUUGUCCUGGCCACAGCCGCUGUUCUGACCAAUGGGAGCGGCACACCUGUAUGUGUGAACCUGGUUACUACGGGAGAGGCUGCACUGACGCUUGCCAUCUGAAUCCAUGUGAAAACGAGGCUCAAUGCCACAGGAAGCCCAGCUCUUCCCAUGGAUACAUCUGUGACUGCGGAGACAACCACUAUGGGCAGUACUGCCAACACAGGAUUGAUCACCAGUGUCCCAGAGGUUGGUGGGGAUCUCCAACCUGUGGACCCUGUCACUGUGACGCUAAUAAAGGCUUCGACCCUGACUGCAACAAGACCAGCGGACACUGUCAGUGCAAGGAGUUUCACUACCGUCCACGGGGCUCUGACACCUGCCUGCCAUGUGACUGCUACCCGGUGGGUUCGUUCUCGCGGUCAUGUGACCCAGAGACAGGCCAGUGCCAGUGCAGGCCCGGCGUGAUUGGCCGCCAGUGCAACAUAUGUGACAGCCCCUUCGCUGAGGUCACGAAUUCAGGCUGUGAAGUCAUUUAUGAUGGUUGUCCAAAAACCAUCACUCAGGGGAUCUGGUGGCCUCGGACCAAGUUCAACCUGCCUGCCGCAGUGCCCUGCCCCAAAGGCUCCGUCGGUGCAGCCAUCAGACACUGUGAUUUAGAGAGAGGAUGGCUGGAACCAGACCUUUAUAACUGCACCUCCCCUCCAUUUGUGGAGCUCAAUGCCGCUCUCGAUUCUCUGGAGCGUAAUGAGACAGAACUGAACACAAUCAUGGAGAAGAAACUUGCCCACCAGCUCCGUGACGUCACCGAGGCAACCGCCCGACUCUACGGCAACGACUUGCAGAUCACCGAACGGCUGCUGUCCCGCCUCCUGACCUUCGAGACCCAACAGAGCGGCUUCGGACUCACCGCUACUCAGGACGCACAUUUUAAUGAGAACAUUGUGCGGGGCUGCAGUGUGCUAUUGGGUCCUGGUACCUCUGGGCUUUGGCGGGCUCUCGCUCAGAGUCAAAACCACAUCCCGGGUGGCGGUCCAGCCGAGCUGACGGAGCUGCUGGAACAGUACGCCCAGAAUCUGGCCCAGAACAUGAAGCUCACCUACCUCAAUCCUGUGGCGCUGGUUGCUCCAAACAUAGUCAUGAACCUGGACCGUGUGGAAAACCAGACCCAUGUGCGGCGGCGUUUCCCUCGUUACCACACCACCCUGUUUCGUGGCCAGACAUUGUGGGAUCCCAACACCCAUGUGUUAUUGCCCCCUGCUGCCCUGGUGCCACAACGACAGCAACAACAUCAACAACACAACUGGAAGGAGAAGGAACGGACAGAGAAAGAGCCCUUGGCCCCUCAGAACGCUGCUCCUGCCGCUGUCAGUAUCUCAGCCAAUCAGACAGGAGAAUACACUGCAGCCAGACGCACUGUUUCAAUGCCAGAGCCUCCCAUCACCAUCGUCAUCAUGCUGAUAUAUCGCAGUCUGGGCAGCGCCCUCCCUCCCAAGUACCACACAGACCGACGAGGAGUGAGGCUUCCCAGACACCCGGUAAUGAACUCCCCAGUGGUCAGUAUCUCUGUCUACAACAACCAGACGUUUGUGGGCGGACACUUAGACCAGCCCAUCCUGCUUGAGUUCAAGCUGCUGGAGACGGCCAAUCGCAGCAAGCCACUGUGUGUGCAGUGGAACCACAGCAGUCCGUAUGAGAUAGGAGGUUGUUGGACAGUCAGGGACUGUAUGGUGGUGUACAGGAACACCUCACAUGUCCGCUGUCAGUGCCAGAGACUGGGCACCUUCGGCGUGCUGAUGGACAGUUCACACAGAGAGCAGUUAGAGGGGGAUCUGGAGACGCUGGCCCUGGUCACAUACUCUUCUCUGUGCGUCUCCAUGCUGGCCCUCCUCCUCACUGUCCUGGUGCUCUCAUGCCUCCGAGGCCUCAAGUCCAACACCAGAAGCAUCCAUUCAAACACAGCGGCGGCCAUGUUUUUGUCGGAGCUGGUGUUUCUGCUCGGGGUCAAUCACACUGAACAACAGUUCCUUUGCACAGUCGUCGCCAUUCUCCUGCAUUACUUCUUCAUGUCCACGUUUGCUUGGAUGUUCGUGGAGGGCCUUCAUAUCUACCGCAUGCAGACCGAGCAACGCAACAUUAACUAUGGUGCCAUGAGGUUCUACUACGCCAUCGGCUGGGGCGUGCCCGCCAUUAUCACAGGCCUGGCGGUGGGCUUGGACCCAGAGGGUUAUGGGAACCCAGACUUUUGUUGGAUCUCCAUCUAUGACAAACUCAUCUGGAGCUUUGCUGGUCCUAUAGCCAUCGUCAUACUGAUGAAUGGAGGGAUUUUCAUGAUUGUAGCCAAGAUGUCCUGCAAUCCUUCUCAGAAGGAGACCAAGAAGCUCCCUGUCAUUGCUACUGUUCGCAAUGCCUUCUUGCUGUUGCUGGUGGCCACCUCCACCUGGCUAUGUGGUCUGAUGGCUGUGAAUAACAGCAUCCUGGCUUUCUACUACAUAUUCGAUGUCCUCUGUCUAGUGCAGGGUCUGUCGGUGAUGCUGGUCUUCACUGUGUUCAACUCAGAGGUUAAGGAGGCCUGGAGUGUUGCCUGUUUGGGUAAGAAGAGCCCUGGAGAAGACCCACCAAGACCACCACAGAACACCGCUCAGAACCCCUAUCACAACGCAUCUCUGUUGGAGCAGAGCGGGCUGCACCGAAUCACUCUGGGAACCUCCACCAUCUCCUCCGUCAGCUCGGCCAGAGAAAAUCUUUUGGCUCGUCAGACUCUGGAACAAAACAUCGUCCACACCGGAGCAACAGACCUGGAUGUAGCCAUGUUCCACAGAGACGGAGGUGAGGAUUCAGACUCAGACUCAGACCUCUCCAUGGAGGAGGAGUGCAGUCUCUCCAUUCCUUCCUCUGAGAGCGAGGACAACGUCCGACUCCGUGGGCGCAUCCAGCGGCGAUUCAAACGCUCCAAUCACAGCGAGCGUCUGCUCACAGAGCCCACCCACAACGGCACCAAAGAUCUGGAUGGUAAUGACCUUCUGUCCUACUGGCCAGCUUUGGAAGAGUGUGAGACGCACAGCCUUCAGAAGUGGGGCUCAGAGCGCCCCCUGGGGGCAGAUUACAGCAAGGACGCUGCCAACAACAACCAGCCUGACGCAGCGCUGACCAGUGGGGACGAGAACGGCCUCACCCAGCCACACAGGCACCGCAAGGGUAUCCUGAAGAAUCGUCUCGGUUGUCCCCCAGCACUUCAGGGUCUUUCCACCAUGGGCCGUGUCCCCAGUGAGCUCAACUGGUACCGAACCUCUACUUUGGGUCACCGGGGUGUUCCUGCAGCCUCGUACGGUCGCAUGUACUCUGCCACGGCUGGUGCCAGUGGAGGUUCCGGCUCUCUCUCUCAACCUGCUUCCCGGUACUCCUCCAGGGAACAACUGGACUCGCUGUCUCGGAGGCAACUGUCCAGGGAUCCACUUGGGAGGCAAACGGUAGGGGGUUCGAGGGACCGACUGGACUCCCGGGGUUCCAGGGACAACUUGGAUCUCUUACCCAGGAGGAGAGAGCUGGGGCAGGGAGCAGGGCUCGGGGGCCUGGGUCUGGAUCACCAGCGAGCCUCUUCAUCCAGGGAGAACUUGGCAGGAUCCAGGGACAGACUGGACAACCACCACACCGGUAGCGUCCACGCCUCAAGGGAGGACUUGAGUGGGAACGGGGGAGCGGGAAUGGAGGGAUACCUCAGCGGAUCGAGGUCGCAGCUGAACUCGCUACCUCGGCGGCAGGCCUCAUCCCGCGAGCACCUAGCGGGGGCGCUGAUGAGCAGUAGGUCAAGAGAGCAGCUGGAGACCAACGGAGGUGGAGCCCAGGCUCAGCCGUGUCGGGAGUGGCUCCGCACUCUGCCUCCCCGCCAGCCCUCGCACCCCGACCAGCCUCCCUCCUCCUCCCCUCCUCCCCCGAUCUCUGAAGAGCCUCAGCAUGAGCAGCUCCCAGCUCAGGGCAGAGGACGACUGGACUCCGCACCUCCAUGUAGGUACCCUGGUCAGACUGUCCCCCAGGUCGCAGGUUCAAAUCCAAACCCUCUGGGUCGACAACCAUCCAGUGAACACCUGGAUAUUCUGUCCUCCAUCCUGGCAUCCUUUAGUUCCUCCGUCCUCACUCCUCCCCCCGCUGCCUCUAACCCUGGGCCUAAUGGCUCCGCCCACGGACCCUCCCUUUCCCCGUCCCAGUCAGCCACCUCCCACAGCAUAUCUGAAGUCUCCCCCGACUCCGAAGCCAACAGAAGUGAAGGACAGUCUUGAUGACAGCCUCUAUAUCCCUUUAUGCAUUGUGACAGUGCUUGGAACACCAGGGACAAGUUCAAAGGUCAUGUAUGAUCCUGAACCGCUGGGGCACCCUGGGACAUCGGAUGACUAAAAACAAACUUGGGACAGAGGAGACACAGAGUUGGAAAGAAAGUAAGACAGAGAGAGCGCCCAUGAGGAUAAAAGAGGGCUCGUGGGCGGCUUGUACUGUAUAAAAUGAAGUUUUUUUCAAGUCCCACCGCCUACAAUGAUCUGUGUCGUUUCUUUGGACGAUGAGUCAACCACCUCUACUACCUAAAAACUGUUAAAGACAAAAACAAACUCAGAUUUCAGAUUUCAAACGCAGAAGUCAGCUUGAUCCAGACAACAUCCGUCUACAAGAAAAAAAAACUGUAUAUAACAUUUUUAUACAUUUUGUAUCUUUUUCAUUGGAGAUGAAGAAGAAAUCUCUUGUGAUGUUUUCUUUUUUCUUUUCUUUUUUAUGAUUGUGUCCGGUUGUGAGUGAGGUUGGUGCGAGUGCAGUCUAGUUCGUUGCCGAGGGAGACAUUACCCCCACAAAGAAAAAAAAAAAAAAGAAAAAAGAAUCCCCAAAUUUAUUUUUCCGCAGAAACUUUUCCUCACGCUCAUCAACUCUGUGUACAGCGACAGGGGUCUGGCAAUAUAAAUCUGUUGAGAUUAUCGACACCGCGACAUGUGGUUGAAGGGAAAAUAUCAAAGUAGGGAGAAAGUGAUUGUAAAUAGAGGAAGGGAUUAUUAUAAGAGAAGAGAUUCGAUGGAAGAUGAUUGUUAAGAGAAAGAUGGCCAGCGUUAAGAUAAAACGCCACAUGAAGGUUCAGAGUUGGUGGUUCAACUUCUAAAGCUCAGUCGUGAGUGUUAUCGGCUCUUUCAGGAGAUUGUGCUGUUUUGUGAUCCACUGUACAUGAAUGUGACCGUGUCAUCUGUGUAUCUUUGUGCCUGGUGCUGACUGAACCAGACCAUAUCAGUCUUGAUUGAUAUUUCUGAGACCUGGCGGGUGAAGGUAGAUAAAUUGUCUGCGUGUCUGUAUGAGGCUGUGUCAUGUAACAACCGUUUAAAGACCCUCAAGGUAUUUUUCUCUUUGAUGCAUCACGACUCAACCUGCCUCGAGAGACACCACGGGAACAGCCGAAUCUCUCCGGCAGCAUCCAGGAGACUCCUAAAUAAAAGCUUCUCAUGCAGAAUUCUGUGUAAAUCCAAGCCAAAGGGACAACUGCUUAAAAUCGGUACGAUACAUCGUUCUCCACUUUUCUGUGAUGAAAAUGACGUGUGCAGGGUGUGAACGCUCUAGAUGCAAUUCACAGUUUUGUUUUAAUCAUGAUUUAUUUUGUCCUUUAAUGAUUGUGCCAUGAAAACAAGCCUAAAUUGAAACAUUGUUUUUUUAUUAACGAGGCCCUAGAUCUGCGCUACAACAUACUGUAACCCACUGUGGUUGGCAUUGUAUUUGGCUGCAUACUGUAUAAGCAAAUAGAUUUUGGUUUGGAAUGUAGGAGAGCAGAUCAAAGGGAAAACGUCACGUCUUAAUGGGCUUAGAUAUUUGUUUGGAGACCUGAAAGCAGACCUGCAGUACAUAUUCAGCACAGUAACUAUUGGAAUAUAUUAGCUCAUAUCUGUAGCACAUGCAUCUCUAAUGCCAGACUUUUUUUACUUGCUUGGCCGAACACAUAUACUGGGAAAUCACUUCAGAAGUGUCUUUAUAUGUGAGAAUCUUUUUCCAGUGAGCUGUCAUAGAUAAAGAGGUUCAUACAUCAGAACACAUUAAUACACAUUUGCUCUCAUUGUUUAGACGGCUGUUCAAAGAUGAGGUCUCUUGUAAGAUCUGGCUUAGCUUCUGCAGCGCCGUACAAGUUUGCUGAGGAGAGGAGAUGUCAGUUGUGUCAGCGCUAUAAAAGUGGUUUUGCGAUGCAGGUCUUUCCAUCAGCAGCUGCUCCUUUCUCACAGCUCUCUGAGUUCAGACCUCAAGGUAACAACAAAAGGAAUUUGUAAGCAAUGGAGACAGUCUCCACCAGCCUUCAGAGGGAUUAAGGGAUUGUGGCUAACAGAACUGUGCUUUUGUAAUGCUGCUAAAAAAUGCAGUGGCUCUAAAAAAUGGUAGCAAAAUGGGAUUUCUGUAUAGCCAAUAAUGUGUUGUCUGCGUGUCCUUGAGCAGAGAGCACUGACAAUCGAACAAUACAGUAUUUGUAAUAACACUAGAACAGCAAGGUAGAAAGUGGAUUAAAAAAACAAGAAGGCACAAUAAGCAACGUGAAGUACAAAACCAGAAAAGGUUGGAACAAAUUGGGUCAGAAACCGUGACUGUGUGCAAAAUGUAACUGUAGGGAGGAGGGCUUGGACGUUACUCAUUGCAGAGAGGAAGAAAAAAAGUCUAGAAAUGCAGAUAGUGGAAAUAAAAACACAACUCACACCUCGCAAAUGCAUAUCUUCCUGCUCUGACUGCUGCUCUGUCAUCCCCAGGAGGUGACAAGUGAACCUAUUUGUUGUGUUAAAAGUAUUGCCAAGAAAUGCCCCUGUACUAGUCUUUUAAAGGGGUAAUACACCAAAAGAAAUCAGACUUUGAUUCCUCCUCACUGUUUUCAUUCAGCUGCUCCAUUUAUUUAUUUUUCUUCAGAUCUGUUUGUCUUCAACUGACAGUACCUUUAACUUGUACAGACAUAAGAUUUAUUUUAUUUAUCGAUAAUUUAUUGACAUUGUAUUAAUUAUUUACAGUAUGUUGCCAUUUUGUAUGAGGUUGUUAAAGAAGUAUGUGUGAUUAUUUGUUUGUUUUUUUUGUCCAAAUGUUCCCUUUGUUCCGUUUCUUAUAAUCUGAUUCUCUCACUGCAACAAAUUCACAGAUGGAGGACAAGAAGAGAGGGCAAUGUAAAGAUACAAAUGUCUCUGUUUACAGUGUGACGCAGGACACUUUGCUUUUCAGCAUUUCAUUUGGUUUCUUUAUCCGAUCACGGAGGUUAAAUGUGGAAAGAUCUGAACAAACAAACCUAUGUAGUUGCAUUUAUCCUCCCCAGACAGAAAGUCAACAUAUCUAAACUAGAAGUUGAAUACUGGGUGUAAAUAAUGCAGAUAUGUCCUAAAUCAAACCAUUAUCCUCCCUGUUCACUGUUAUAGAUUCAAUGCUGAAGCUUCACAUCCACAUCAUCAAAUCUUGAACUGGUAAUGUGUGCUUUUAUACCCAACAGUCAGCCGUCAGUAUCCAGCUUCAGGUUAAUCUGCUUCGGACCAAUAGGAGCCACACAAGUGAGGGGAGACAAAAAAAAAACUGAGUUGAGAUUAAAACGUUGUGAUGUGCUCUGUAAAAAGAA
Sander lucioperca (pikeperch) is the source of this 15850-nucleotide messenger RNA. It is a transcript of the gene celsr3, whose product is annotated as cadherin, EGF LAG seven-pass G-type receptor 3. Gene Ontology annotation, biological process: homophilic cell-cell adhesion; cell surface receptor signaling pathway; G protein-coupled receptor signaling pathway. Bases 459 to 12536 code for a protein of 4025 amino acids. Gene Ontology annotation, molecular function: calcium ion binding; G protein-coupled receptor activity. Lineage: Eukaryota; Metazoa; Chordata; Actinopteri; Perciformes; Percidae. Gene Ontology annotation, cellular component: plasma membrane. The record is from RefSeq and is a predicted model, not a curated record. The transcript is spliced from 37 exons.